This is a messenger RNA of Melampsora larici-populina 98AG31, 1584 nucleotides long. RefSeq lists its product as uncharacterized. NCBI's taxonomy places the organism in Eukaryota, Fungi, Basidiomycota, Pucciniomycetes, Pucciniales, Melampsoraceae. Bases 1 to 1584 code for a protein of 527 amino acids. The record is from RefSeq and is a predicted model, not a curated record. The transcript is spliced from 9 exons.
AUGGUAGACCGUGGCAGGGACAAUUUGGUUCAAGUAGCUCCAGGCGAGUUCUAUACGGUGCGUGAGGUCGAGGAAAACGGAUGGUGUCUGCCAGCUCGAGUACCAGCCAAGAUCCCCGCCGUUCCUGAUCAUCCAGCAAGCCCUGGUACCCAAACGGGCCCAGUUUCAUCACUCAAGUCGGUGAGAUCUAGUUUGAAAAGACCGGCACCCAGCAGUCCAGUACAACAUGUUAACAAGCGAGUUGCAACGUCUCAAACAAGUACCGGAACAGUACCACUUGAUGGGCCCAAUCAAGUCUAUUCCCCUCUUAAUCCGAGUAUUGGGUUUUCCACCUCUUUGGCUUCUACUAGCAAUGGUGCGGUAACCAAGAUGACCAACAUAUCUGAAGUGGCUCAGUGUCCCAACUUCUGGGCGAUGCCGGUGCACGCGCUGUACGAGUGGCGAAGGCAUGUCAACAUCCUCGAUCGCACCCUUCUGGGGUAUUACGAGCAAGCUUUGGAUGAGGCGGAGAAGGAUUUGGACCGAGCGGCAUCUGAGCCCGAUGUUCUUGACACAUCCAUUGUAACUCCUUCUGGACGACCCUCAGCUCCCCGAUCUGGUCGCAAACGCUCGGUGAAAGAUGAGACUGCGGCUCCAGGCGGAUCUGGUCCUGCUUUUAAGUUCCUAAAAGCACGACCUGACCGUUUGGAUUUGCUUUUCAUGCGUGCUUUGGAAGCUCUUAGCCCAUUUGGGUCGAAUGGGCAGAAGGGUAAAGUUUUUCAUGAAUGCGCCAUCUGGCUAAAAACUGAUCUAGAAACCCAUCGGGAGUUUGCCGAGCUUUCCGAAAGUCCCCACAGUCGAGUGCUUCAAUUCCGAUACACUCAGCUCAAGCUUUGGCUUGCAGCUGCCGAAAGCUGGAGCAAGAUGGACAGUGGGACUGAAGAGGAGGAUGAAGAGUUGCGCAAUUUGAUACGCUCAGUUCAGGACGAGGAGGAAGCCGGCCGUUCUCUUAAAUUGGCUUGUAAGGAGGAACGCGAGGCGGUUAAAGGCCGCUCUCUCCUUGCGGAGGCUGUUUGGGAAGAAUUUGCAACCAAGGCCGUCCAAAACCUCAGAGCCUCUGUUAGCGAUGGAGACGAAGGUCACACAACUCCCAGUGCCUCAAGAAAAGCGAAACGAUCGAGUCCAUCCAAUGCAAAUGCGAGCACGGAUGAAUUGACGGCUUUCACUGGCGAGCUUAGUAGGUGGAACGAGGUGUCUUUAGCUGCUCAGGCUGAACAAAACACACGCAUCAACGACCUUUACGAGCGCGAACUUGUCAUCGCUCACGAACGAAACGAAAAUGAUCGCCUCAUAGCUCAGUCCCUAGCUGAUCAUCGAUCGGCUGAACUUGCUUUACAGAAACAGCGUUUGGAUUUUGAUCUAGGUCAAGUUAACUCCUCCAAAAACUCAUUAGACACACUUCAAUCCAAAAUCAGCGCAAUUGAGAUGAAUACAUCUACCCAAAAAUUGGAUGUCCUUGAAGCGCAAAUGACCUCGAUGAAUGAUGUACUGGCUACAAUGAUGAAGCAUCUUGUAGGCGGUUCACCUGCCACUUCCAAUCAAUAG